UAGGCCGUGUUUGUGGUAAUGAAGCUGGAAAAUGGGCGAAGUGGGUGCCGAAAGGAGCUGUAGCAGAGAGGAUCUUGAAAUUGAUCUCCAAUGCAACUUCGAGUCCCAUUUGCUAGUUCGUUUCCUCUCCCACCACGUUUUUGCAUUCGGUGAACCCCAGAAUCAAAUUGGUAUGGCUUCUGGCUUUUGUUGUUUUACUGGCAAGAUCAAAUAUAGUUAUGCGCUUUGCAUUGGUCAUAUGCUUGGCUCUUUUAUCAAUAUGGAUCCUCCCUACUCAUUUGUGGAUGGUAAGCCUGAACAUAAGUAGCUCGUGAAGCAUGAACAGUUUUAGGAUGUAAACAAGUACAAGCCUCAUCUGUUCAGCAUUUCUUGUGACAAUGCUUUCCAUUGCAGUAAAGUUUCCACAGAAAUGGUCUUUAGAUAUCAUGAAGGCAGUAAAAUCUUGUUAUUUGAUAUUGAGAAAAUCUGAUUGAAAUAGGAUCAGCUGAUUGGACUACAGAUGAAUUGGGUAAGACCCAGAAAUUGCUUUGUCUUGUUCUAGUUAAGAAUUUAGAAUUAUCAGUCUUAUGUUUAGCUUGAGUUAGUCAUUUAGAAGUAAUUUCGUGUGCAUUAUAUUGUCUUUUCUAUUAUUUUCUUUUCAGUCUUUUCCUUUCUUUUCUUUUUUUUUUUCUAACAAUGUAAAUCGAACUUUUGAAGAUAUUCAACCCUUGUAAAAAUAUGAAGUUUCUACUGAUUAUUUUUGAAUACCUUUGGUAGGAUCAAUUGGCAAGAGUGGGCUUGCUUUCUGGUUUGUUAUUUCUUAUGCUGGGAUUGGGCUCAGAUGGUGUGCUUUCUCUUGUCCAGUUAAGAACCCCACCACCAGCUAUGAUGGGAUUGCCUAACAUUCCUAUGUCAUUGGGAGGUUAUUCAUAUUUAGUUAUGAAGCUAGGGCCACUGCAGCUUGCCAGAAAAGGCUUGUCAGUGGCAAGCACAUCUGCCUGUCUGACCUUCACAAUCUUCCAAAGUGCAARCCUUUGCUUAGUUACCACAACUCCAAAACAACUUGCAUCUGCUCUAAGGUGGUUUAUGCACCCCUUGAACAUGAUUGGUGCUCCAGUGGCUGAAGUUAUCCUUACCCUAUUGCCUUCCUUGAGUUUCAUCAAUUUAGUGUUUGAUGAGGUCCAUAAUGCUGCUUUAGGGAUUGUAGCUCAAAGGAUAAACUGGAAGCAGUUGACAGUAAUGGAAACUAUUGAGUUGUGGUCUCAUAGUAAUUUCUUUAGGGAUUGUAGUUCAAAUUUUUUCCAUAUAUGUUCACAGUUCACCGAAUCUUCAAAAAUAUUCAGUCAUGCUGAGCAAAUCUCCCAGCUUUGGAUUCUUUUUAGGUGCUACUAUUCUGGCUGAAUUCUUUCUAACUUGACAUCUGGUUAGCCUUGGGUAAGUUCUCAUGAUUUUCUCUGACAAUAUCUACUCCACUGGCAUGCUAUGUCAAGUUAAAUUCCCUGCAGUAUCAAUUCUGGAUCCAGGUCUACAAGUCUGAACAAUCAACUGGGUUGCCACUUGCCAAAGAGAAGAGUACAGUGGACAAGCCAAUCUGUCUAUUGAAUUUCAUGAGGAAAGAAACAUUAGAUUGUCAUUUCUUAAAAGUUCCAUUUUACUUAAAUGGUUUUUUGCAUGCCUUUCCCUAGCCUUUUAUUUCACAUGUUAAUUAUCUGGUUUUCAGGGAAAUGACUGCAGAUGAUUUGAUAACUACCUACAUGGGCAUCUCAUUUAUUUAACUUGAUGCAGCUUAAAUACAGUCAAGAUGCAUUAUUGUCUUGCAAAAUGAUUAAUUUGAGAAGUGCCUAAAUUUGCAGUUCAACAAUGUAUAGAUGGUUUCAUAUUUAUAUGGAUCAUGGGAUUAACCUUUGUAUGGAUCUUCA
Messenger RNA from Nelumbo nucifera (sacred lotus), 1898 nucleotides. Lineage: Eukaryota; Viridiplantae; Streptophyta; Magnoliopsida; Proteales; Nelumbonaceae. The record is from RefSeq and is a predicted model, not a curated record.